Radiomyces spectabilis is the source of this 1047-nucleotide messenger RNA. RefSeq lists its product as uncharacterized. The record is from RefSeq and is a predicted model, not a curated record. Gene Ontology annotation, cellular component: nucleolus. The coding region runs from base 1 to 1047 and encodes 348 amino acids. Gene Ontology annotation, molecular function: nucleic acid binding. NCBI's taxonomy places the organism in Eukaryota, Fungi, Mucoromycota, Mucoromycetes, Mucorales, Radiomycetaceae. Gene Ontology annotation, biological process: regulation of ribosome biogenesis. The transcript has 4 exons.
AUGGAGGGCUGGAAAGGAUCAUUUGCUCAAACACAGCUUGAGAAAUUUGGAUGGAACAAAGGUGAAGGUCUCGGGAAGAAUCGAGAUGGCAAUGUCAAGCACAUCUCCGUCAGUGUGAAAAACGAUAAAAAAGGUGUCGGCGUCGGGCAAGAUCAGUGGGAAUUUGCUUGGUGGGAUCACUUGUAUAACAAGAGUGCAAGUUCCGUCAGUGUAGAGAAAGACGAACAGAAAGGCGAGAUCAAAGUAUCAAAGAAAAAGAAGGAUAGCGCACGACGAUCCAAGACGGGUAUUAUCAGUACAUCACGGCCAACGGGCAAGCGGGUGGAUGACGAAACGACUGAAAGUGGAUCGUCCGCCGCCGAUUCCCCACAGGCAUCGGGCAUGGCGGCUUUGGCAGAGGAACGCAACUUAAUGGACACAGUGCGAGAUGUUCAUGUGAAUGUCGCUAAAAAAGUGGCAUCGUCUAUGCUUUAUUCGGGAUUUGUCAAAAGCACUUCGGGCGCAUUGAAUCCAUCUUUGCUCUCUGAUUCCAAACCAUCUUCAGCAGCCACGAGUCCACCCAAGAGUGACGAUGACGAAAGCGACGAUGAUGAAUUGAAGGAUUACUCGAUUAAAAUCAGUGAUGCCGAGCUUUUUGCUGCUUGCGAAGGUCGAACCGCACGUAAAGGCGGUCGCGGUUUGGUAGAACAGAAAGGAAAAUACGCUCGUGUGAUGCAGGAAUAUCUUCGUUAUUCCGACGAUGAAAGCGAGUCGGUCACAGUAGGCAUGAAAAGAAAACUUCAAGGCGACAUCAAAGAUACCACCUCCGAACCUAUCACCACCAAGAAAUCAAAAAAGGAGAAAAAGACGAAAAAGGAUAAAAAGGCGGAAAAGGAGGAAUCAGUAAAGCCGAAAAAGGAAAAGAAAGCAAAGAAGGAGAAGAAGGACAAGAAAGAGAAAAAGAGCAAGGUCAAGGAAAGUACUGAGGUGACAUCCAAGGCUGCCAAGAAAGCAAAGAAAGACAAGAAGGAAAAGAAGGAAAAGAAAGAGAAAAAGAACAAAAACUAG